Messenger RNA from Orycteropus afer afer, 942 nucleotides. It is a transcript of the gene SUN3, whose product is annotated as Sad1 and UNC84 domain containing 3. Gene Ontology annotation, cellular component: meiotic nuclear membrane microtubule tethering complex; nuclear envelope. Gene Ontology annotation, biological process: nuclear envelope organization. The record is from RefSeq and is a predicted model, not a curated record. Gene Ontology annotation, molecular function: protein-membrane adaptor activity. Lineage: Eukaryota; Metazoa; Chordata; Mammalia; Tubulidentata; Orycteropodidae.
CAAUCAUGGAAGACUUUAAUAAGUAUGCUGUUCAUACUGAUUUUUCUUCUUGUAGGACUUCAAAAUUGUGAGUGGCUUAAAGACACAGAUUUUCCUCAAAAAUCCAGACAAGUACAUGCUGCAAUUACAGAAUAUGGCUCAAGGCUUUAUAAUUACCAGGCCAGAGUUCGUAUGCCAAAAGAGCAACUGGAACUUUUAAAAAAGGAAAGUCAAAUUUUGGAAAACAAUUUCCGUGAAAUUCUAUUUUUAAUAGAACAAGUAGAUGUUCUAAAGGCAUUACUAAAAGAAAUGAAGGAUGAUGGGCACAAUCAUGGCUGGAAUGUUCCUCUUGAGGAACAGGACAAGGACAUUCUCGAUGAGGAAAUAUCAAAGUUGGUAAAUUAUGUACUUAAAAAGUUGAGAGAGGAUCAAGUCCAGAUGGCUGAUUAUGCCCUGAAGUCUGCUGGAGCCUCCAUCAUUGAAGCUGGAACUUCAGAAAGUUACAAAAAUGAUAAAGCAAAACUCUAUUGGCAUGGGAUAGGGUUCUUAAUUUAUGAAAUGCCUCCAGAUAUUAUUCUUCAGCCAGAUGUCCAUCCUGGAAAGUGCUGGGCUUUUCCAGGUUCCCAGGGUCAUACUUUUAUCAAGCUAGCCAGGAAGAUUAUACCAACUGCUGUUACCAUGGAGCACAUCUCAGAGAAGAUCUCUCCCUCAGGAAACAUCUCCAGUGCACCCAAAGAAUUUUCUGUCUAUGGCAUCUCAGAAGAAUGUAAAGGAGAAGAAAUUUUCCUAGGCCAGUUUAUAUAUGACAAAGAAGAAACCACUGUUCAAACAUUUGAGCUCCAGCAUGAAGUUUCUGAAUCUUUGUUAUGUGUGAAACUGAAAAUCCUCAGCAACUGGGGGAACCCAAAGUAUACGUGUUUAUAUCGAUUCAGGGUUCAUGGAAAACCAGGAAAUCACACCUAG